AUGGCCAGCGUGAUCUCUCCGACCGAUGAGCGCCAGAAUGCUGGCACCAUCGAACUUAAAGAUGACACCCUUAUCGUGGUACUAGGCGCAUCUGGUGAUCUUGCGAAGAAGAAGACGUUCCCUGCCCUCUUUGGCCUCUUCCGCAACAAGUUCCUGCCCAAGGACAUUAAGAUCGUCGGAUAUGCACGGACAAAGAUGGACCACGAAGAAUACCUCAAGCGCGUGCGCUCAUACAUCAAGGUUCCCACGAAGGAGAUUGAAGAGCAACUAGACCAGUUCUGCAAGCUGUGCACCUACGUCUCGGGCCAGUACGACCAGGAUGACUCGUUCAUCAACCUCAACAAGCACCUCGAGGAGGUCGAGAAGGGCCGCCAAGGGAAGGAGCAGAACCGUGUGUUCUACAUGGCCCUGCCCCCCAGUGUCUUUAUUACCGUGUCGGAGCAGUUGAAGCGCAACUGCUACCCCAAGAACGGCCUCGCUCGCAUUAUUGUCGAGAAGCCGUUCGGCAAGGACCUGCAGAGCUCGCGCGAUCUCCAGAAGGCCCUGGACCCUAACUGGAAGGAGGAGGAGAUCUUCCGCAUUGACCACUACCUCGGCAAGGAGAUGGUUAAGAACAUUCUUAUUCUGCGAUUUGGCAACGAGUUCUUCAACGCCACAUGGAACCGUCACCACAUCGACAACGUUCAGAUUACAUUCAAGGAGCCGUUCGGUACUGAAGGUCGUGGAGGCUACUUUGACGAGUUCGGCAUCAUCCGUGACGUUAUGCAGAACCACCUUCUGCAGGUUCUCACGCUGCUCGCCAUGGAGCGCCCCAUCUCCUUCUCCUCGGAAGACAUCCGUGACGAGAAGGUCCGUGUUCUUCGCGCCAUGGAUGCCAUUGAGCCCAAGAACGUCAUUAUUGGUCAGUACGGGCGGUCGCUCGACGGCAGCAAGCCCGGCUACCUGGAGGAUGACACCGUCCCGAAGGAGUCACGCUGCCCGACCUUCACCGCACUGGUUGCGUACAUCAAGAACGAGCGAUGGGACGGUGUUCCCUUCAUCCUGAAGGCCGGUAAAGCCCUAAACGAGCAAAAGACCGAGGUUCGGAUUCAGUUCCGCGACGUCACUUCCGGCAUCUUCAAGGACAUUCCCCGCAACGAGCUUGUCAUUCGGGUCCAGCCCAACGAGUCCGUCUACAUCAAGAUGAACUCGAAAUUGCCCGGUCUGUCCAUGCAGACGGUGGUGACCGAGCUGGACUUGACGUACCGCCGCCGCUUCUCCGACCUCAAGAUUCCCGAGGCCUACGAGUCUCUGAUCCUGGAUGCCUUCAAGGGCGACCACUCUAACUUUGUCCGCGACGAUGAGCUGGAUGCCAGCUGGCGCAUCUUCACCCCGCUCCUGCACUACCUGGACGACAACAAGGAGAUCAUCCCCAUGGAAUACCCAUACGGCUCCCGUGGACCGGCUGUUCUGGACGACUUCACCGCAUCGUACGGCUACAAGUUCAGUGACGCUGCGGGCUACCAGUGGCCCGUGACGACCUCGGCCCCGAACCGGCUGUAG
Penicillium alfredii is the source of this 1542-nucleotide messenger RNA. RefSeq names its product glucose-6-phosphate dehydrogenase. The record is from RefSeq and is a predicted model, not a curated record. The coding region runs from base 1 to 1542 and encodes 513 amino acids. Gene Ontology annotation, molecular function: glucose-6-phosphate dehydrogenase activity; NADP binding. Gene Ontology annotation, cellular component: cytosol. Gene Ontology annotation, biological process: pentose-phosphate shunt, oxidative branch; glucose metabolic process. The transcript has 10 exons. NCBI's taxonomy places the organism in Eukaryota, Fungi, Ascomycota, Eurotiomycetes, Eurotiales, Aspergillaceae.